CUCAAAUAUUCAUCUUUACCCAAUCAAAAAUUCAUAGCCUGAAUGAAAAACUGUGUCAGCUUUUGACACAUUCCAUCUUUGUUUGAUCUUUUAUCCAAAUUCUCUCUUAGUUGAGGAAGGAAGAAAGGUCUCUGAUACAAAAUAGGAGGACAGAGAGAGCAAGAGAGAGAAUGGUUGAACUGGCUGGCUGGCAGGCACUUGAAAUUGUAUAGGAUAAUGAGUUAGAAUGAAGAAGAUGAAGAGGGGGAGAUAAAAGGGCAUAUACCCUACAUGUGGGAGUGGUCUGGGGACAAAGCAUAAGAAAGCUAAAAGCGUGCAAACAAUUCACAUGGGGGGUUGUGACACAAACAUUAUCCUUUUAAACCCAUUUUCCUUCUCUUCAUUUUCCCACUAACCUCUUGGACUAAACCAAGCAUCCCCUCUUCUCCACCAAAAAGCCUGCACCCACACCCACGUGGCUUUGCUUUCCCUCAUCAAUCCAAACUCAAUCAUCAUCGCCCGCCCUCUCUUUAAUUGGAUCAGAUCCGACGGUUCUAAAACAUGAACAUUUAUUUUAAUGGUUAUUAGGAAUGAUGCAGAUUUUAGAGAUGAUUACAAACGAUCGUUUGUUGGUGCAGGAAUUGGUUAGUCGAGGAUAAUUAAUUGUAAGGGAUAGGCUCUAAAUAAAGGGUUACAAUAUCACGUGGUGGGUGAUUAGUGGGACUGUUAAAUAGAGUUUUUUAAAAACAAAAGUAGAGGCAAGUUUGCAGUUAUACCGUUGAAGCCCAACUUCCGUAUCCCCUCCUCUUUCUCUUCUCAAACCUUUGGGUUCCCUUCCAAAUUCCCAUCUCCCCCAGCUGGACAUAGCUGUCCAAUCUCCUCCCCCAUGUGACCCCACUGCUCUUACCAUUUGAUUCAGAUUGCAAAAAAGAUUCAUUUCGGAUUUAAACCCUUUAAUCUUCCCUCUCUCUCUCUCUCUCUCUCUCUCUCUCUCUCUCUUAAUUUAAUCCUUCAUUUACUCUCCUGAUUCUCUUCUCUCUUGUUUUCUCUUAUAAGAGCCUUAAGAUUCAGAAGCUCUGUCGAAAUUUGGUCGUUUCUUUUUUCCUCUGUUUUUUUGAGAUUUCUGAUUGAUUGUUGGUUUGGAGGCUUGGGAGGUUUUUGGAGGCUUUGGAGGGUUUUGGAGGCUUUGGAAUUUGGUGUUUUUUUGUUCUUUUUGCCUAUUUUGUUUGGCUGUGGCUAUGGCACAGCUACCGCCGAAGAUCCCAAAUAUGGCGACCAAUUGGCCGGAAUUUUCCCGUCAGAAAAUCCCUUCAAUGGAAAACUUUGCACCGACAACCACAACGGCGGUGGCGUUUACUCACCAGAACCCUUCUUGGGUCGAUGAGUUUCUCGAUUUUUCUUCCGCUAGACGUGGGUCUCACCGGCGCUCCGUUAGUGAUUCCAUCACAUUCCUUGAAAUGCCAAUGCUGGAGGAAGAUUACCGAGGCUCCACUGCGCCGCCACCGCCGCCGGGAUCUGGCUCGGGCGACAGGAAUGAAUUUGAUGGGUUCGAAGACGAGCAAUUCCUAUCGAUGUUUAACGACGAAAUCUCCGCCGGCGUGGCGCCUACCGUGUCGUCGUCGAACCCCUCCACGCCGUCUGAUCACAACAGCAUUAACGACGAGAAAGAUGCCCAAAACGACGGCAAGCAAAAUCAGAACAAAAACGAAACCGACGAAGUACAGAGCCAACAGCAAUCGGAUACUCAAACACAAUCCAAUUCCACGGCAACGGCGGCUUCCACCGAACGAAUAACAGACCCCAAAAGAGUCAAAAGAAUUCUGGCAAAUCGGCAAUCGGCUCAAAGAUCACGAGUGAGGAAGCUUCAAUACAUAUCAGAACUCGAACGAAGCGUUACAUCGUUACAGGCUGAAGUUUCGGUGCUGUCGCCGCGAGUGGCGUUUUUGGACCACCAGAGAUUGCUUCUCAACGUCGACAACAGUGCUCUGAAGCAAAGAAUCGCCGCCCUUGCACAGGAUAAGAUUUUUAAAGAUGCUCAUCAAGAGGCACUAAAAAGAGAGAUAGAGAGACUGAGGCAAGUAUAUCACCAACAAAACAUCAAGAAGACGGAAAAUGCAGCGCCACCCAUCACUGCCAGCGUCGCCGUCACGACAACCACCGCGACGGACGGCAAGCUUUGUAAUGUAGGUCAAAAAGAGCAAGCUCCAAACGUGGUCGUUUAGCAGAGCAAGCUCGAAAGGAAAUAGAAAGAAAAGGAGGGGUUUAUGGGAAAAUAAUGAUUAAUAUGGUCAGCCAUGUGGUUUGGUUUGCCUUUUGUGAAAGGAAAGGAAAGGGACCACUUUCAAAAGCCCUUUCCAUGAUUGAGUUGCAGAGAGAAGAUACAUGUGCAGCUUUGUUGGGUAGAGAAGAGAGGAGGGGUAAAUUUUCAAUUUUUUAUGACUUUUUUUUUUUUAAAAAACUAAUUUAAUUUGAGGGGUUGUUUGGCAAUUAUGUUUAAUUCAUGGGGUUUUUCCGAAAAAAAAAAAAGUGAGAUUGUGAUUGGAGGGCUCGAGGGAGUUAUUAGAAAAUUAGGGUUUGCUUUGGGAUGUACAAAAAGGAGUGUUGGUCGUUUGGUACUUUUCCACUGUUUUUUUCUCUUCUUGUUAUCACAUUAUUUGUCUCAUUGUUUCUGA
Cucurbita pepo subsp. pepo (vegetable marrow) is the source of this 2651-nucleotide messenger RNA. Its product is annotated as basic leucine zipper 34. Gene Ontology annotation, biological process: positive regulation of DNA-templated transcription. Lineage: Eukaryota; Viridiplantae; Streptophyta; Magnoliopsida; Cucurbitales; Cucurbitaceae. The record is from RefSeq and is a predicted model, not a curated record. Gene Ontology annotation, cellular component: nucleus. Gene Ontology annotation, molecular function: DNA-binding transcription factor activity; DNA binding.